AUGAGUCGGAUGAUCACAAACUGCUCUCUAUCUGAUUGCACAACAGCCGUCGAUAACGCGGCUAACAUCCUAAAUGGUAAUUCCUUGCACAUCACCUCUAAAAACCAGGUGAGGUCCCGCACCACGAACCCAGCUGCGAUUCCGGAGGCGGGUUUCCAGCCUUCUCAGCGGCCCGUGAUGGGCGCGGCGGCCCCACUCAGCGGCCCGAAGCCCCACCAACGAACCCCCGUCCUGCCGAAGAAGUUGGAGCUCAAGUCGGUUAUGGUAUCCCGCCACGACCCCUACAGUCUCAGCCUGCUCCACAGCCCCUGCACUCCUAUGGACGGCUUCCUGGCGUCGUACUCGGAUGCGGACCCCAGCGGGACCGUCGAUUCGAGCGCGUCGUCUCGUGUGGGGGGGUUUAAAAAGACCCUAACCCCGCUCAGCGACUUGCAUAACACUUCUUUACAUUUACUCCCCACCCUCUACGAUACGUCGCCGCUGGACGAACCGAGCAGCUGCUGCGAUGUGUGGAGGCCAAUGCCGAUCUCAUCCACGAGGACGGCGACGGACAUCAUCCCAGGCGAUCUCAGGAAGGCGACUUCACCUCUUAACGUCCCCUCCCAUGCCUCCUGGAUGUCCAUAUCGAUCGCAUCGAAUGCGUUGAACGAGCUCCAGUGGAACUCCAAAAUUCAAGAGCUCGGCAGUCGAUCAACAAGUACUAUUGUGGGUUACACUGUGGAUCGAUCUAAAGGGCGACCCAUCCCCGUGCGAAAAGUCGCAUAA
Phytomonas sp. EM1 is the source of this 765-nucleotide messenger RNA. Lineage: Eukaryota; Euglenozoa; Kinetoplastea; Trypanosomatida; Trypanosomatidae. The record is from the annotation of a GenBank genome assembly.